CCAAAAACUCUUCAGAUUCACAUUUCUCUGUUCUAUUGGUCUAUAAGUAUAACCCCUUAUAUACCACAGCAACACCUAACCCAAACUUUUCCAAUAUAUAUUUAAAAAAAAAGUCGUAUAACUAUAUCUAUAUGACAGGUUUUGUCUUCUAGAACCUUAAUCUCGAAGCCAAAAGCAAAACCUUUAGUCAUUCCACUCUCCGACAAUUCACACUUCGCGUUUGGUCUGACUUUCAGGGAUGAGCUAUGCGGGGGUUUCUUCGACGAUUGGAACACUGCUCAGCCUAUAGCAGAACAUCUCCAGUAACUUUGGAGGCCCACUAUUGUAGCUGUCUUUAGGAGUAAGGUUUUUGAACAGUUUCUCUGAAGAGAUAUGGAAGUUUACGGGCCGCUCAAAUCUGAUAUAAAUAAAUUAAAGCACCGCCCUUUGACUCCUAUUAGGACUUUAAGGGGUAUUACUUGUUUACUGGUGUAUUUUUCCACUGCCUUCAUGUUUGUAGUGUAUUUUACACCCGUGGCUGUUGUUAUGUUGCGGCUUGUCAGCAUACGUUGCAGUAGGAAAGUAACAUCCUUCAUCUUUGGUAUGUGGCUUGCUAUGUGGCCAUCUCUAUUUGAAAAAAUAAACAGGACUAAAGUGGUUUUUUCGGGAGACAUUGUUCCAGCAGGGGAGCGUGUUUUGCUUAUUGCCAAUCACAGAACUGAGGUUGAUUGGAUGUACUUGUGGAAUCUUGCAUUGCGGAAGGGGCGUCUGGGCUACAUCAAGUAUAUCCUUAAGAGCAGCUUGAUGAAAUUACCUAUUUUUGGUUGGGGAUUUCACAUCUUGGAGUUUAUUCCUGUGGAGAGGAAGUGGGAAACUGAUGAACCUGUUAUGCGCAAUAUGCUUUCAACAUUUACGAAUCCUCGAGAUCCAUUAUGGCUCGCUGUUUUUCCCGAAGGAACUGAUUUUACUGAAGACAAAUGCAAAAAGAGUAAAAAAUUUGCAGCUGAAGCUGGACUUCCUGUGCUGGAGAAUGUCCUACUCCCCAAGACAAGGGGCUUUUGUGCUUGCUUAGAUGCUCUGCAGGGCUCCUUGGAUGCAGUUUAUGAUGUGACCAUUGCAUACAAGCAUCAAUGCCCUUCUUUUUUGGACAAUGCAUUUGGUGUGGAUCCUUCAGAAGUUCACAUUCAUAUUCGACGUUUCCCUGUUGAGAAGAUUCCUGCAUCUGAUAGUGAGGCUGCUGAUUGGUUAAUGGAUGCCUUCCAGCUCAAGGACCAGUUACUCUCCGAUUUUAAGGCUCAAGGCCAUUUCCCCAACCAAGGAACAGAAGAAGAACUUUCUACGCUGAAGUGCUUGCGCUUAUGUAGCUUCAAGUCAAUCUAUGACACCGUUCAUCUUGCAACCUGGGCAAACUAGUGCUGAGUGCAGAGUUGAAAUUGACUAGGUAGAAACGUCACAGAAAGUAAUCGAACUCAUUGAAGUAUUUCAACUUCAAUUCAUUGCAAUUUUUGUGGGUGUUUUGGGUGCUACUGAACUUAAGCUAGCUGGAAGUACUGAAUGUCUGGACAGAAAUGAAUCUCAGGUUCUAUAAAUGUUUCGAGGAAAGAUGAUUACAUAGGAUUAUUAAAAAAAAAAAAGGUGCAAAUGUUAAAGUGGAAAGUAUCACGGCUUAUUUGGUGGAACUUUAUUCACGUUUCAACUUUCAAGGUAGUUUUAAAUGCAACAGGUAGUCAUUUAUCUUAUGUAUCCAAUAUGCAUCUUUUCUCUCA
Quercus robur (English oak) is the source of this 1745-nucleotide messenger RNA. RefSeq names its product probable 1-acyl-sn-glycerol-3-phosphate acyltransferase 4. Gene Ontology annotation, molecular function: acyltransferase activity. Bases 373 to 1392 code for a protein of 339 amino acids. The transcript is spliced from 7 exons. The record is from RefSeq and is a predicted model, not a curated record. Gene Ontology annotation, cellular component: endomembrane system. Lineage: Eukaryota; Viridiplantae; Streptophyta; Magnoliopsida; Fagales; Fagaceae.